Molecule: messenger RNA, 5926 nt
Organism: Oreochromis niloticus (Nile tilapia)
Lineage: Eukaryota; Metazoa; Chordata; Actinopteri; Cichliformes; Cichlidae
Gene: terb1
Product: telomere repeat binding bouquet formation protein 1
Exons: 20
Coding region: 619-2937 (772 amino acids)
Biological process (GO): meiotic attachment of telomere to nuclear envelope; homologous chromosome pairing at meiosis
Source: RefSeq, a predicted model, not a curated record
UUUUUCUCCAUUUCAGUCGACCUCCCUCACUGACUGCAGAAAUGUCCUUGUUUAUGCUGCAGUUGGUUUUUGGCGUUGAAUGGAUAUUGUCAACCAUUUCCCCCAGAACAUUAUAUUGAUUAUCUUUGAGAAGUUAUCCGCAUAGCAUCCAUAACUGUGUCCCAAUUCAGGGGGUGCAUUAUGGAUAGUAGUAGUAGUAGUAGCAGCUAGGCUAGUCCGUUUCUAUGGUAACGUGCAAUGUCAAAGUUUCGUCGUCAGUUUCUUUCUAUUAAAUAUGUCUGUUAACGUUUAGUAUUGCGGAUAUUUUAUCGAAGUAAGAUACUCUAACCUUUUUUUGUUUGGGAGUGUAUUUAAAAUUAGGACAUUAGGGUGACAAUAAACAGACUGUGGUUUGACUGAGCACAAUUACUUAGUUGAGAUAUUAGGCUUUAGCUAACUUUUGGCUAGUUUAGCUAUAGCUAGCUAGUUAGCGAGCAUCAUUUCUGAAAAUGGUAGUAUUAUAAAGGUCACCUAACUGAACAAAUAUGGGAAAUAAGAUAUGAUAUUCCCGUAAUUUGGAGCUAUCCAGACACUAAUGACUGCCAGUGUUUUUGUUAAACACUUCAAUUAAACAUUGACAUGGAUAAGACGAAGAUUUGCAGGAACCAGCGCAAUACUAUUAAGACAGAUCUCACUUUGCUGCUGGAGUGUCUCAAGUUUCAGAUGAAAUGCCCCGAUUUACAGAAACAAGCUCUUCUCACUAUUCAUUCAAUCUGCGAAAAGAGAGAGGAUAAUGUGGACCUGCUAAGAGAAAUGGGAGGUGUGGCAUUUGUGUAUAACCUUUCCAAAUCCAGCAUUGUUCAUCCAGAUGUUAAGGAGACUGCACUCUUUACACUUGGCACACUGGCAGAGGCCAACGUCUACUGCAAGAAUUCUCUAUGCAAAAAGGAGACAUUUGCAGACCUUGCUGAUUGUCUAAUGAAAGAGGACAUCCCGCUGAAACAGAAGCGACUCUCUGUUUAUUUGCUGCUUGUGCUGGUAGCCAACAACAAAUUAGGACAGACUUUGGCUCAGACCAGUGGCUGCCUGGACGUGCUACUGAAUCUCUUCAGGGCCACUUUCCCCAUCUCCACUGAAGCCACUUUCAGAGCAGCUAAUGCUACUCAAACUUACCAGCUUUGGACGUCUGUGUCUAGUGCUCUUUGUGGAUGUGUAAACAACCCUCAGAAUGAGGAGGGUCAGCGUAUUUGUGUGGCAGCGUUUCCUGUGAUUAAAAUCUGGCUUCAGCAGCUUACUUUUCCACAGACUGAAAUUUUUCAGCCAAUAUGCACAUUCAUAGCAAUGACAGUGGCCAACAACUCCUGUGUUCAGGAGAGUUUUUCUGCCUGUGGGGGAUUAGAAACUCUCGCUCUUACCCUGGGUCGUCUAGCUUCUGCUGCAGAUACGAGCUUAUUGUCUUGCCAGCUUUCUGUCAUUAUAUCCAAGACUCUGUCAGCUUGCAUCACUGAUAACUCUUCUCUGGCUUCAGGUCUGGCGCAGUAUGAUGUGGUCUUACACCUUUUCUCUUUGCUGGCUAGUCCACACUUGGACCCACAAGACAGGCUUCCUAUUUUACUAAGCCUUGGUUACUGCACUGAGGCCUCUGAGAAGCACCAGUCCCAGCUGAUAUGGUGUGGAGGGCUCUCCAUUAUCAUAACUUUACUCACAGAGGACUCUAGUGAGGAGGUUAGGAGGGCUGCUACAUUCAUAUUGCAAACUUGCAAAAAGGCCACUAUGUGCUCAGGAGUGGGUGAUCUGAUGGCAAAUGAGGAUGAAAAUGUGGAAGCCUCUAAAAACAUUGAGGGGUUCAGGAGUUCAGCCAGAGAAAUGCUACACAGGAUUAACCUCCUAGAGAAGAGAAAGGAUGUCGAGGGUAAUCGGGAAGACACAAAUCUACCAAAUUCAAAUGAGGGGCGGGACCAAAUAUCUCUACCAGCUUUAAAUCUGCCCCUGCACAUACCACAAAAGGAGGGUGUUGAAGCUAUCCCCAGAAACAUAACUGAGAGGAGGAAUAAUGGUGAAAACAAGGAAUUGACCUCCGGGUUUAGUUCUGACAAAGAAACCAGUGAAGGUGACGUCAGGUGUUCAAUGUGCAAGGGUACUGGAGUGCUCAUGUCUUCUCAUUUCCUGCCACUAGAGGGAGCCAGUAAGCAACUUGAGGCAAACAGUCAGCGGUUUAAGCCACUAUUUCCAGUGAGGUACACAAAACCAAGUGAGAUUAAGUGUAUUGAAGAGUUACAGCAUACUGAUAUGGAGAACGUGAUCAAAGCCCCAGUCCGUUAUAGUCGAUGUGCAGCCUGUGUGUUACCUUUUGAGGAAGUGACCAGUCACACUUUUGAGUCUCUCCAAAGCUCUUGCCACCAAAGCUGUGACAGGCACAAGUUUCUCAGAGAGGCCACCGAGUGCUUCAAAAUGCAUCACUGCAAGCUCGUGUUUGAGAAGGAGCACCAGGAUGCCGCUGAGGCUGAGAGAUAUUCAACAGCAGAGCCGCAACGAAGCUGCAAAAACUGGACUGGACGUUCUGAAGGUGAACGAAAGGUAAAUAAUAAGAACACUCUGCCAGAACGCCGUUGGAGAAAGCACAAUGGCGUCACAUUGGUUCCACUACAAAGAAGAGCUAAAAAGACAACAUUCGCCUCUCAUAACAGGACUGAUAUUGAGAUGGGAGGGAGGAGUGGUCACCAUAACAGUCAGCUGAAGAUUGACAUAAAUCACAGUUCUACUAAAAGGAAGAGAAAGGACUUCAGCUGUGAGGAGGUGGGCUACCUGCUGUCUGGAGUAAAGACGUAUGGCUUCUCUUGGAACUUAAUCUUGUGGUCAUAUCCCUUCCAGCCUGGGCGCACCAAUGUUGACUUGGCCAAGAAGUACAGGCGAAUAAUGAAACAUAAGGCCCAGGAUGCCAGCCGUGCAGAUUCUUGAUCCUUGUUCAACCUAGGAUUUGUAGAUCAGCUGACUGGAUUUACCCGUGAGGCCUUCAUUCUCACUUCAAAAAACAUUUCAAUAAUUUUUUUAUGAUUUCCAGCAGUCUAUAUUCCUUAUAGUUAUAUUAUACCUGAUGUACUAAUUUUAGUGAUUUGUGGUUUCAAUGCAAUAUUGUCUCAAACCUGUUUGAGUUAUGGUUUGAAAAUGAAAAUAUCGCUGUAGAUGUUAUUUAUUUGUGAUUAUUUGUUCAUGGUUUAUGUUCAUCUGGGAGUUUCUUUGAGAAUGAAUUGUGCCCGAAUGAAAUAGAUAUUAAAAGGUAGAUUUAAGUGAUGCAAAAGCACCUAUUGUAUAAUUACUAUAUCGUACCGUAUAACAGACUAACUGGCCUUUGAACAGUGUGUUCAGAUAGUCGGUAUAAGUAUAGUUUUCAACAUAUUUAUUUUUCUGUAUCAUAACUGUUUUAAGUCCAGGUCAGAUUUACUGUAUGGCAGUUUGGAUAUAACCUGGUCAUUAAAAUGACUGUGGCUUCUUGUUUUUUUAUUUUAUAUGCAUGUUAAAGAAAGUGGUGUCUGUUUCACCAGUUAUUAACCUGAGUUGUUUUCCAUAAAGUUUUCAGGUAAAAAAAGACUAUUUAGAUUAUGUCUGAUUGCUUCUUUUGCUUAGACCCUGUUAAGGUCUUGACAUAGAGCAUCACAGAAGCAAAUGCCAAGUCCUGCUUUCUUUGUUUUUGUGCUUCAGUUCACAGACAGGAAAUCAACAAGGGGAGAGGGGACUCAGGUCAAGCACUUUUGUUUAUUGAGCUGAAAGCCUCUGGUAUGACAGGAAUCACAGUGCAAAUCAAACUGCUUAUCUUUCCCAGUGUGCCUCAAGAAGCAGCUCAGUCUGCAAAAUGUGUCCUUUAAAGCUUAGCUUGACUGAGAUCAUUGUCUAGAGUACCUCUCCCAUUCUGUGGGGACUCAUCAGUGUGUUGCUAAAAUCAUGGGUCUUCCCCAUUUUCCAUGCCCUGGGGCGUAGGCUGUAAUAGUUUGAGACCUCAUAUAAUAAUGGAAGGGUGAAAGGGAAAUUUUUACUGGUGAUAGUGUAUACCCUGGCAUUAAGCUUUUCCCUUCAUUGAUUUGUAUUUCUGUUGAAUUGGCAAAGUAAAUGAGCAAAUUAUUGCUUAUUUACAUUUGCAAGUAAACCCUCUUUCAAUUCUAAGCUUUUGCAUAUCAGGAUAUUUUUAAAAAAUCAUCUGGUCCUUACCAUGUUCUAAAAUUACUAAAAAAAAAUACAACAACCUAAAAUGAAAAACAACACAACAUAUUACACUAUAUUUAUUUAACAAAAAGCUAAACUGCAGAAGUGGUAUGUGAAAAACUAACUACACCCAUGUAGCUUGUAAAACCACCUUUAAUAACAAUAACGUGAAGUAAUCAUUUUCUCUAUGACUAUCAGUCUUUCACAUUAUUGUCGAGGAUAUAAAAGACUAAUACAUGGCCUCACGUGAGACUCUAGACUGAUGUACAGAGGAGUUCACUGUCGACUUAAUGACUGCAAUGUGUCCAGAUCCUGUAGCUGCAAACUGAGCCCAAAUAUUCACCCCUCCACCACCGUGCACGUGGAGAUAUCCACACCUGGGAAGAUUGGAAACCGUCUUAAAUGUUUUCCACUCAUGAAAAAAUGGGCAAUGCUCCAAACCAGCACUCUGCCAAAAUCUCUGCUUUUAUAGAGGUGCAAACGUUUGCUAAUUAUCAAUUAAUCAAAUGUAUUUGGUUAGCAGCACCUGUCGGCUGCUUUUCACACACUGCUUCUACACUGUGGUUAAAUCUUGUUAUGAUGUAAUAUCUGAGGUUGUGGUUACCCAGUUUUAGGUUAUUUUUUAUGACCUGAUAAAUUAAACCACAGUAUUGCAAAAGUGUGUGCUUUCUUUCCACAUGACUGUAGAUUAAAGUUUUAAGGCAUUUAGGAGUGGCCUCUCAUACCAGUCCUGACUACUCAGACAAGAUUUUGGGAUAGCAAUGUAGUGUAAGCAAGGGGAGGCAUGUGAGGAACAGAUUUCUCAUGGACUGAAAUGCAGUCACACUGAAGACUUUUGACCCAGGCCCCAUGAAAAUCUCCUUCCUCUGGAAAGAAUGUGGCUUAGUCUCCCCCCUUUCUCCUCCCUCCUCUGAUGUCCUCUCUCCCACGAGACAGUGAGAAGCUCCAGUCCCUCUUAAAUGAACUGGGAUUUGCUACAUAGAUUUCUAUUGCCAUUUGCAGAGUGCCCCGUACAUGUAGUAUGUCAAACAUGCCCCGAAUAUCUGCUAUUUUUCCUCCCCCACAAAAAUCCAUUCCCAGAAUCUUCAGUGUGACCAGAUACUAUAAAAUAUACUUUUGAAAAACAGGGAGCAAGAUUGUUAUGUGUAAAUGCCAGUUUAUUUUCAAAGGCAACUACUUGAAAUUGAAAAUUCAUUUAUUUUAUUUAAAAUUGCAUAAGAUGACAAUCAUUCUGAUUAGUGGAUUAUUGAAAAUGCCAAGUAUUACUAUGUUAAUUCAUAAAUGUGUAGUAGAUACUUGUAACCAGUUGUGGAAUGCAUAUGCCGUUUCCAGCUGAAGUUGCAUUCUUUGUCCUUUACAUUUCUUUCAUUAACCUUCUUUUCAUUUUUCUUUUUGUUGCAAAUUUUUUUAAAACAAAAAAACUGCUCAAAUAUAUACAAGACACAUUUAAUUUCUGCCUAGAUCUUCAUAGAUGAAGAUCUCUGUCUAAUAAUGAAGUAUUCUAGGUCACUCUUCUUUCCAUCACAACACACACAUGUACACACACACUGCUUUUCGGCACCUUUGGUUCAUUUAAAAUAAAAAAAAAAGGCUAUAUUAGCAUUAAUGUGGGCACUUAGGGUGAGACAAACCACUGUUUUUCGAUCCAUUCACAAUUUAGAUUUAGAGGGUUUCACUUCCUUCAUGAAUCCUCUGAUUGAUUUACAUCAGCUCAGUAGAUGUGCUCAUGUCUGUGAUGGGAGUGUCAUCA